Penicillium vulpinum is the source of this 207-nucleotide messenger RNA. RefSeq lists its product as uncharacterized. The transcript has 3 exons. The coding region runs from base 1 to 207 and encodes 68 amino acids. NCBI's taxonomy places the organism in Eukaryota, Fungi, Ascomycota, Eurotiomycetes, Eurotiales, Aspergillaceae. The record is from RefSeq and is a predicted model, not a curated record.
AUGUUGACGCAGUAUACCAUAAAUGACGCCAAAAUGGAGAAUAGAAUGCCCCUUGUUGCCCGCCGGCUUGAAGAGGAAAAGGUCUUGAUGGUGACAGAUGUUGUGCUGAAAUCUAUGCAGGCCUUUGGCGUGAGCGUUGAUGCCCGUAGCAACCUCCAGACUAUUACAUACGGGAUCUGGAUACAUGAGGUCCUAGUAGUUGUCUAG